Dentiscutata heterogama is the source of this 301-nucleotide messenger RNA. The record is from the annotation of a GenBank genome assembly. Lineage: Eukaryota; Fungi; Glomeromycota; Glomeromycetes; Diversisporales; Gigasporaceae.
AGUUAAAAUAGAAAAUGGUUGCAAAGAAUCUACUAUAGUCGCAUAUACUGAAAUCAUUCACUAUUUGGAACGCUUAGAUCUAACAAUAAUUAAACCAGAAGUUUCUUUAGUAUCUGGUAUUAUUGAUCUUUCUAGAAAUGAAGACCUAUUUGCAAAUUUAUUAUUGUUUAGAUCUAAACAGAUUUUGAUAUAUUAUAAGUUUGACAAUAAUGAAUUUCUAGGAAAAAUAAAAUUCAUAGUAAAUGAUUUUGUAAACAUGUAUAAGGAUCUAAGACCUGACUUUGAUCCAGUAUUAAUGUGA